Molecule: messenger RNA, 1280 nt
Organism: Triplophysa rosa
Lineage: Eukaryota; Metazoa; Chordata; Actinopteri; Cypriniformes; Nemacheilidae
Gene: hand2
Product: heart and neural crest derivatives expressed 2
Exons: 2
Coding region: 211-837 (208 amino acids)
Biological process (GO): heart development; regulation of transcription by RNA polymerase II
Molecular function (GO): DNA-binding transcription factor activity, RNA polymerase II-specific; RNA polymerase II transcription regulatory region sequence-specific DNA binding; protein dimerization activity
Source: RefSeq, a predicted model, not a curated record
UCCGUUAAUGUUCUCCUAGCCUAAAUUCGGCAAUAACUUUGUUAUGAACAAAUGAGAAGUGUUGCAUUUUAGUGUUGGAAAAACAUACUAGAUGAGUACCUUUUAUGGGGAGCCAGCCGUUGUCUAAAUCUCCAAGUAAAAUUAAGCACAACCUGAGAGCACACGAGUACUCCGUCUGUGAUUCGUCGUAGGAUAGAUCAGUCUGUCGCCAUGAGUUUAGUUGGAGGGUUUCCCCACCACCCGGUGAUGCAUCAUGACGGCUAUUCCUUCGCUGCUGCAGCAGCUGCCAGCCGCUGUCAUGAAGAAACCCCGUAUUUCCAUGGGUGGCUUAUCAGCCAUCCGGAGAUGUCUCCUCCAGACUACACUAUGGCACCCUCGUACAGCCCAGAAUACUCAACCGGAGCCCCCGGGCUCGAUCACUCGCACUACGGAGGAGUACCAGGGGCCGACGACGUCGGAAUGGGACCACGCACGGUGAAACGUAGACCCACGGCAAACCGAAAGGAGAGGCGCAGGACUCAGAGCAUCAACAGCGCCUUCGCAGAACUCAGGGAAUGCAUUCCCAACGUGCCCGCGGAUACGAAGUUGUCCAAGAUCAAAACUCUUCGCUUGGCCACCAGUUAUAUUGCUUACCUUAUGGACAUUCUGGACAAAGACGAACAGAACGGGGAAGCGGAGGCCUUCAAAGCGGAAUUCAAAAAGACAGACGCCAAAGAAGAGAGGCGAAAGAAGGAAAUGAAUGACGUUUUGAAAAACUCAGGGAGCAGCAAUGACAAGAAAACCAAAGGGAGAACAGGUUGGCCGCAGCAUGUUUGGGCUUUGGAACUGAAACAAUGAGACUAAAGCAAAAGACAUGAAAUGAGGCCCUCUGAACUCAUUUUCAGUUGUUCUCUCACUUUAUUUAAUGGAAUAUUUAUGUGCAAUUUCCCGCUACGGACAUUGGAUAUUUGAGGAAAAACCAUUCCAUUUUAGAAGGAGGAUACUCUCUUGGUAAGAGACUGUGUGUUGCUGUCUGAUGAUGCUUAUGUUUGUUUCCUUGUCCCAUUGUGAAUCCAAAUUAGAUAUCUGCCACUAUAGGAGUACGUGAAGUUGUCUGUUCUCUAUCACUUUCAGUAGGAUAUUUCUUUCUCUGUCUCCCUCAUUCUUGAAUUCUAAGAAGGUGUAGUCGAUGUUAUAAUAUAGUAAAUGUUUUAUUUGAAAAUGUCAUGAAGUGUUAUAUUGUCAUUUUGUGGUCGUAUAGAUUGCUGAUGUCUAAAACAACUGUUAACUGCACUCCGUGC